CAGGAAACAUGCACUGCUGUCACGUGCACCCGGCAUCUGUGGUCUUGACGCGUCCUUGUGCCGAUUGACGCAUACUUCGGGACAACGUAAUUGAUACCGCUGACGACUACAAUGCCGGCAUACGUGUGUGUAGUAGGAAGCAUAUAAGCUGCACUGGCCUGGCGUGGACCCGCUCCCUCCUCAACUGAACAAAUGUCUCCCAACGUCGAACCACCAAAUUUCCAUCACUAUCAUCCCUAUGGACCGUAUCCACAUUGGGCACACCACUAUUACCGAGGAAGCUGGUUUCGCCAUGGAUGCCACCGCCUUUUUUGGUUCGCACUGGGAGCAGGCGCAGUCACAUGGUACUUCUCUCGCAAGGAACUUGGACAUGGAUGUUGCGGACCACGUGAAGAGCAUCAUCGCUGGAGAAGGCUCAGAGAGAGAGAGGAGCAUACCAAGGGACUCCCAGCCGGUAAUGAUGAAAGUCGUUCUUCCCAAGGCAACUGGCAUGAAGAAAUUGAACGGGUGAAACGGCUAAGCCACCAAGCAAGCAAUAAGGUCGCUGAAGUGACCGACGCCAGCCUGGACUCCGUUCUCUCCGCCGUAGCAGCUCUCAAACUCAAACUCCGUGAGGCUGAGGAGAAGGCUCGCAUCAUGCAAGACCAAGCACGUGCGAACCCGCCACCCAGCAAUAAUAUUCACGUCGAUCAAACUCCAACCUCUUCUAAUAUUCCUACACGCCACGACACCUCCAGUUGGCCCAGUUGAUUCACUCAUCCAAGGAUUCCACCAAGAAGUCUGAUUUUUGAUUAUAUCUGUAUCCAAACAUUUUCACCUGGUCCCGAUCACCAUUUCCAUUCUUUCCUCAAUCUACUUUUCAUUUUCCAAAUGGGUCACUCACAGUACAUAUGUAUCCUGAAAUUUAAUCAACGUGGCUUCAUCCAAAAUCGUCGGGUUGAUCGUUGCACGCUUGACAAAACAUCGA
This is a messenger RNA of Cantharellus anzutake, 967 nucleotides long. RefSeq lists its product as uncharacterized. The record is from RefSeq and is a predicted model, not a curated record. NCBI's taxonomy places the organism in Eukaryota, Fungi, Basidiomycota, Agaricomycetes, Cantharellales, Hydnaceae. The coding region runs from base 193 to 750 and encodes 185 amino acids. The transcript has 3 exons.